AUGACCUCUUUGACGUACAACGACUACACAAUCGCGUGGAUAUGCGCCUUGCCGCUGGAGAUGGCGGCGGCCCGCGUCAUGCUAGACAAAGCCCACAGUCCGCUGCCUAAACCUUUCACCGACCCGAAUGCCUACGAACUUGGCGAACUAAACGGCCACUAUAUUGCCAUUGCCUGUCUACCAGCUGGUGUAUACGGCACCGUGUCUGCUGCGGUCAAACAGUGGCAAGGAUACGCAGCGUUGACAGCGGCUGCUUAUGCAAAAUUGCUGCUGUUGGCUAUUCCUAUUAGCUGUCCAGAUGUCAACUUAAUGAAAAGCAAGAAGGUGAGGCACUGGGUAGUACCGCUCGCAAGGAAUCCGAAAUUUGUCGGUCGCCAGGAUGAAAUCAUGAAAUUGGAAGGACUAAUCAUACUGCAAAAUGGGCCCAGGAGGAUCACUAUCACUGGGUUGGGAGGAGUUGGGAAGACGCAAGUGGCCCUUGAGCUAGCAUAUCGCAUACGGGACCGAGACCAAGAGUGCUCGAUCUUCUGGAUCCCCUGUACCAGCCAUGCAAUGAUUGAGCAGACAUUCCUGCAUAUUGCACAGAAACUUGGACUUCAUGAUGUGAAUCCCGCAGAGGUUAAAGAACAGGUUAAGAUAUACCUCAACUCUGAGCGUGCAGGAAAGUGGCUUCUGGUUUUUGAUAAUGCAGAUGAUGCAGAGAUGUGGUUUACCGGUAGUAAUGCAGCUCCACCUCUUGAGGACUUUCUCCCUGAGAGUGAACAAGGCCGUAUUUUGUUCACCACCCGAAACCGAAAACUCGCCAUGAAGCUUGCACCAUUUAAUAGAUUGGCACACGAGGAUUUGCCGAGAGAUAAUACCACAACCGCUGCCCUUCUUGAACGACUAGUCUUUCUCCCAUUGGCAAUUGUGCAGGCGUCAGCAUAUAUGAUCCAAAAUGGUAUCACUUUGUCUACCUAUCUUUCACUUCUCCAAGAGCAGGAACAAGAUGCCGUGGAUCUUUUGAGCGAAGAAUUAAGGGAUCCAGGACGUUAUAAUGAUAUCCAGAACCCCGUGAUCACCACCUGGUUAAUAUCCUUCCAACAAAUUCAACAUCAAGACCCAUUAGCUGUUGACUAUCUAUCUUUCCUCGCCUGCAUCGACCCACGAAACGUUCCCCAGUCCCUCCUUCCUCAACCAACAUCCAGAAAGCAGAAAGUCGAUGCUCUGGGGCUUUUAAAUGCAUACUCGUUUACGAAUGGCCAAGAGAGGCAUAUAGAUAUGCACAGACUUGUGCACAUUGCAACUCGAAACUGGCUCAGAAAGAAUGCAUUAUUUAGUCACUGGAUCCAACGAGUGGCUAAGCAUAUGCAGAAUCUGUUUCUAGAUGAUCACCACACGAAUCGAGGACUUUGGCGGGAAUACCUUCCGCACGCUUUAACACUUGUGCAUGAAAAUGAAUUUGCCAUGAAAGAGGGAGAUUACCUCGAUUUAAUUGAAAAGAUUGCAAAUUGCCUUUCCAGUGACGGAAGAUAUCAAGAAGCAGAAGUACUUUACAAGAAGCUGAUGAGGAUCAAUGAGGAGAAAGCUGGUCCUCAAAAUCCUUCCACUCUGUCCAGCAUGGCGAACCUAGCAUCAACCUACUGGAAUCAGGGUCGAUGGAAUGAAGCUGAGAAGCUAGACGUGCAAGUAAUAAAGAGAUCUAAGAUAGUGCUGGGUGCUGAGCAUCCCUCCACUCUGUCUAGCAUGGCAAACCUAGCAUCAACCUACCGGGAUCAGGGUCGAUGGAAUGAAGCAGAGAAGCUGGGCGUGCAAGUAAUGGAGACCAGAAAGACAGUGCUGGGCGCUGAGCAUCCCUCCACUCUGACUAGCAUCAAUAACCUUGCCCAUACUUGGAAAUCACAUGGAAAGCUCCAGGAUGCCUUGACUUUGAUGAAACAAUGCUCCGACCUGCGCAACAGAGUAUUAGGGCCUAGUCACCCACGUUCCAUGUCAUCCUCUCGUGCUCUCAAUGAUUGGAUGGAUGAGUAUAAUGUCUUAAUAGAUCAAACACCUCUCGCUAAGGAAAAAUGUCCGCAGCCUCGGCGGGAAGUUUCUGCAGAAUCUUCAGCAACUGUGGUAACCACCUUGUUGACCUGUGAAGAGCACGUCAAUCUACCUUAUCCUCUAAGACGAUCAGCUGCUACAUUAUUCCUUAAAAGCCAUCCUCUCAUUAUUGCUGCCAGAAGACCCUCACCCGUGCCAGAAGGCCAAAGCUCACAGGAUGUGGAUUAGUCUCGCUGUCUCGCACCGCCUUAUCCUUGCA
Messenger RNA from Talaromyces stipitatus ATCC 10500, 2284 nucleotides. Its product is annotated as kinesin, putative. The transcript has 3 exons. Lineage: Eukaryota; Fungi; Ascomycota; Eurotiomycetes; Eurotiales; Trichocomaceae. The record is from RefSeq and is a predicted model, not a curated record. Gene Ontology annotation, molecular function: protein binding; ADP binding; catalytic activity. Gene Ontology annotation, biological process: nucleoside metabolic process. The coding region runs from base 1 to 2253 and encodes 750 amino acids.